AUGGACACCCAGCCCCUGUCACACUCCCAACCCGCCGAACAAACGGCACAAAUGGGAAAUGACACGGACCAGCAAACAGCACAAACGGGACAGGACCCGGACCAGCAAAUGGCAUCAAUGGGACAGACCAUGGACCAGUCCAUGUCCUCCACCAGCUCUAUUACCCAUCCACCCUGGGCACCAUCUGCCAAACACCCACACUCCGAUGUGGAACCCGACCUGAACCUUGCCGCCCAUCUUUCCAACUACAGUACAGUACCACCGCCCAAACGACACCAUGCUAUGCUAUACCCGCCAACCCCGUCCUACCACCCGGAUCCAUACGAGCCAGCUCAGCCCACGCAGGGCGGCGCCGGUCCACCCACCCAGGAGGAAGACCUCGACGAAUACGAUGCAAACACGGCCCUCCAAUUUCCAGGCCUCCGCAACCUCUGCGAUGAUGGCCAGCCUAUCUUGUACCGCAUCAUGACCAUGUACUGGAAACGCGAGGCACACCUCUUCCAAGGCUUUACUCCUGAGGAUUUUGCCGACAUCGAGCGCCAUUUCGCCGAGACAAUCGUCCGGAUCCAGUUCUCCAUCAAUCCUUCGCUCCAGCGCCCAGACAACCUGCUCAGCAUCGUCAACUAA
Aphanomyces astaci is the source of this 627-nucleotide messenger RNA. RefSeq lists its product as hypothetical. The record is from RefSeq and is a predicted model, not a curated record. Lineage: Eukaryota; Oomycota; Saprolegniomycetes; Saprolegniales; Verrucalvaceae. The coding region runs from base 1 to 627 and encodes 208 amino acids. The transcript has a single exon.